Molecule: messenger RNA, 1017 nt
Organism: Cantharellus anzutake
Lineage: Eukaryota; Fungi; Basidiomycota; Agaricomycetes; Cantharellales; Hydnaceae
Exons: 3
Coding region: 407-928 (173 amino acids)
Source: RefSeq, a predicted model, not a curated record
GGAAACAUGUUAAGUAGCUCCCUGACAAGUCGUUAACAUGUUAUCGGAAACAACAAAGUUUCAAAGGUGGAUUCGAAGGAACAAAGGGAGGAGAAAGUUUUCAAGUUGAUCCCACAUGUAUCUGCGUCAAGCGAGCAGGCCAUUUUUCUGAUAUUCAACCCCUCCUGAACGAUCCACUGUCAGCUUCCUAAGGACCAUGCAUGGUGUGCCACCACCAGGCGCAGGUCCGUGGUGAACGACUUACACUUGGCGGAAGGGAACAUUUCAUGACGGAGCAGCUUGGGUGGGCCGGAGCAUACGGAGGCAACUGGCUUCGUGUAAGCAUACAAAUGGGCUGGAGUCCCGCACAAUCGAGAAGUGAAGAAUAAACACCAGCCGGGAAGCCUCGGGAAGAUCCAUAAUCAUCAUGGAGAAAUUUCCUUCAGAGACACAGGCGGGCUUUGUGGGGCUCAAUAAUGCAAUGAGGAAGGGGUUCAACGGCACGAGGCUCGUGUCUGAUGGAUACACCGGAGAGAUCAUUGCAAAGUGCAGGAGUUUGGGUAGUCCAGCUAUUCCCGCCAUGAAGGAGUUGAUGGCAUCGUGGGAGAACCGUCCUCGAGCGAGGAUAUCAAGGCGAGUUGAUCAGUCGCAUUCUAUUGACCCUUGCGCGGGACCGGGCAGGGCAGUUCAACAGCAACCAAGUUCCUACAUACCUGUUUACAAGUCCUUGACCACCUUCCUUGGCGAGGAUCUCGGGUUUCUCCCCCAUACGCUGAGCCACGCGUUCUUCAGCGAAAUGAACAAACAUAUAGAUGACUUAUCCUUCAAGUCCCUCUGCAAGGCGCGGUGCCGCGGUGCCGCAUUUCAGUGCACGUUCCAACAGCCCUGUAUUGAUGGUUCCAUUGUUACCUACUGUGGAUCUCUUGACGAACCAUUCCAAAGAGAAUGAUUUAGUUGCAUCGGCUGGAAGUCGAGCGUGCAUGUUGACGCAUCUACUUCCGUUGUUUAUUCGCAGCUUGCUGGACCUCGGAUUGAAGG